CAGACAAAUCAAUCAAUCGGACCGUCCUCAAUUUUUAUGGGUUUUUAGUUUUUUAAUAUAUAUAAAAAAAAGAGAACUUUGUGAUAAAUUUUCAAAACCUGAGAAGCUCGAUUCGAAUCCGAGAUUCACCAAAGUUGAGGCUUUUGGAAUUGCCGAGUCCCUGAAACAUCUUUGAACCCGGGAAAGUUUGCAGCUUUUCAUGUAUCAUCCGACGAGAGGCGGUGUUCGCGGUGGUCGAGAUCAGUUUAGUUGGGAUGAAGUGAAGGCUGAUAAACAUAGGGAGAACUAUUUGGGUCACAGCGUCAAGGCCCCUGUUGGAAGAUGGCAAAAAGGUAAAGAUCUUAACUGGUAUGCUAGAGAUAAGAAACAAGGGGGUUCCAACACGGAUGCUAUGAAAGAGGAGAUUCAAAGAGUUAAGGAACAAGAGGAACAAGCCAUGAGGGAGGCUCUGGGUUUAGCACCAAAGUCCUCUACAAGACCACAAGGCAAUCGCCUUGACAAGCAAGAGUAUACUGAACUUAUCAAAAGGGGUUCAACAGCCGAGGACCUGGGUGCAGGGAAGGCUGAUGCAGUUUGGGUUCACGGCAUUGGCUAUGCAAAAGCACCACGUCCUUGGGAAGAUCCUAGCACCCUUGCACCCUCUCAGACAGAAGACAAAGGGCCAGCACCUCUGCCAGCAGAUGCACCAGUGAUCAAAACUGUUGAAGAUGUACCAAAAGAUACUGAGAGGAGUCAAGAGAAGGAUAAGCACGAGGAAAGGAAACCUGCGAAGAGAGAUAGGGAAGAGAGACAUGAAAGGCGUGAUAAACAUGAAAAGCGCGAGAAACGUGAGAGGCAUGAAAAGCGACACAGUCGUGAUUCAGAUGACAGGAAGAAGCACAAGAAAGAGAAGAAGGAUAGGAAGAGGAGGCAUGACUCUGACUCCGAUUGAGUUAAACUGUGCCGCUGUGUCUCUUGUUCUCUUACAGGGGAGAAGCUGUCUCUUCUGCAAGAUUUAAAGAUCUUUAUCUCAUUUCGUGUUCAAAUGAUGGAGUAAAGAACGAAACCUAUCAAUAUGUUUGUCUGUUGAAUAUUGAACGAAUUAAUUUUUUUUUUUUAAAUAAAAAAACUGAUCUAAUGUUUGUUAAA
This is a messenger RNA of Brassica napus (rape), 1128 nucleotides long. Its product is annotated as multiple myeloma tumor-associated protein 2 homolog. The transcript has 4 exons. NCBI's taxonomy places the organism in Eukaryota, Viridiplantae, Streptophyta, Magnoliopsida, Brassicales, Brassicaceae. The coding region runs from base 200 to 931 and encodes 243 amino acids. The record is from RefSeq and is a predicted model, not a curated record.